AUGAAACUACUACAAAGCAAUCAACUUUCUGAGGCCAUAAAGGUAGCUGAAGCUUGGGAAGGAUUUGUCAAGACAAAAUAUGGCAGCAAAAAUGAAAACAAAGAGACAUCUGCUUUCCGUGAUUACGAGGUUGCCGAUCAAGAGCAGCCUCUGGUGGCAGCAUUUUACAAGGAAAACCAUGCCAAGCAAUCAUUAGCUCAUGUGUUGGAAAAAAAGAAGCUUUAUGGUGAUUUGAAUCAUGGCGAAAUGGGUAUUUGGGAAGCACUUGAACUGAUGAACACUUUGGUGGAUGAAUCGGAUCCAGAUACACAAUUGUCUCAAAUCGCACAUGCUCUUCAAUCAGCAGAAGCCGCUAGGAGAGAUAAUCAACCAAGAUGGAUGAUUUUAACAGCUCUUAUUCAUGAUUUGGGCAAGUAUCUGUUUUUUUUGGGUGAGCCGCAAUGGACGGUGGUGGGUGAUACAUUUCCCGUUGGAUGUGGAUUCUCUGACAAGAUUGUAUAUGCACACUACCUCAAGGAGAAUCCAGACUACCAUCAUCCAGUGUAUUCGACUCGGUAUGGCAUCUACAGUCCUCAUUGUGGGUUGGAGAAUGUGCAUCUUAGUUAUGGCCAUGAUGAAUACUUUUACCAUGUUGUCAAGGAUUAUUUACCUCUGGAGGCUGCUUAUAUUAUUCGCCACCAUUCAUUCUACUCUUGCCAUACCGAAGGCCAAUAUUCUUGGUUGCUGAAUAAGCACGAUGUGGAGAUGAUGAAAUGGGUAAAGGUCUUCAAUCAAUAUGAUCUCUAUUCAAAAGCAGACAGUGAACCCGAUGUCAACCAGCUGAAGCCUUUUUACACGGAAUUGAUUAAAGAGUUCUUUCCCUACAAGAUCAAGUGGUAG
Molecule: messenger RNA, 879 nt
Organism: Mucor velutinosus
Lineage: Eukaryota; Fungi; Mucoromycota; Mucoromycetes; Mucorales; Mucoraceae
Exons: 2
Coding region: 1-879 (292 amino acids)
Biological process (GO): inositol catabolic process
Cellular component (GO): cytoplasm
Molecular function (GO): iron ion binding; inositol oxygenase activity
Source: RefSeq, a predicted model, not a curated record